Molecule: messenger RNA, 6572 nt
Organism: Coturnix japonica (Japanese quail)
Lineage: Eukaryota; Metazoa; Chordata; Aves; Galliformes; Phasianidae
Gene: ZNF507
Product: zinc finger protein 507
Biological process (GO): positive regulation of transcription by RNA polymerase II
Cellular component (GO): nucleus
Source: RefSeq, a predicted model, not a curated record
CCCCCGCCGCUGAUCACCUGAUCUGCGCCCGGCGGUCACGUGAUACGGUCUCCAUCGUCGCCAUCUUGAAGCGGUGUCCAAGGGGGUGAAACAAGUAGGGCCAAUAUUUACUUGUUUGGAGUUAUUACUUCGAGGAAAUGUUCCAAACACGAACUCUGCAGCGUGAGUCUGAGUUUCCCAGCAGUUACUGAACUUUGCAAUUAUAAGGAACUCAAGCCCAAACAACAUUUUUUCAGAAGCAAAUUCCACUGGAAGACUUUCUGUCCAGCAGUGCCAUCCAUACCCUGCAGUUUUGACCACAUCACAAAGUAUCUUUUCAUGUAUUAUGGAAGAAGGAAGUAGUGUUGCAGUACUGAUGCCAAAUAUUGGAGAACAGGAAGCUGUACUGAUCUCUGAAACAGUCAUUGGCCCAACACUGCAAAGCAGUGAAGAUCAGAGAAAAUGUAAAACAGAUCCAUUAAUCCAUGUUAUCCAGAAGCUAAGCAAAAUAGUUGAAAAUGAGAAAUCACAAAGAUGCCUUUUAAUAGGGAAAAAACGUUCCCAUCCUGACGCUUCAGCACAGUCCUUUGAUACAGAUAAUCUUUGUGAAAUCCCAGCUAAAGCGAUUGAGCUAUCUGUUAUUGCUGCUAAAAAGACUGAAGAGUUACAGGCUGACUAUUUUGUGACUGAAUGUCUUCCACAAAGCAAAAAGAAGGUGACAUGCUACCAGUGCAGUCUAUGUAAAUUUCUAUCACCUUCUCUCUUUAUGCUACAAGAACAUAUAAAACAGCAUGGGCAGAAAAACGAAGUGAUACUGAUGUGCUCAGAAUGUCGUUUUACCUCUAAAAACCAAGAAGAACUUGAAUCUCACUUCCAAAAUCACCAUGAGAGUGAAAGUAAAAAUAGCAUCCAGACAAACGUGCAGCAGUGUGUGAAUGCAUCAAGUUCAUUUUUGCAAGGGACAGUGGAAGGAAAUGUCAAAUCGGGGGCUGGAAAUACAGACUGUAAAGAUACCACUCAGUCUAGUCACAUAUCUGAAAUGGGUAGGAGGAAAUGGUAUACUUAUGAGCAGUAUGGCAUGUACCGAUGUUUAAUUUGUCGGUAUACCUGUGGUCAGCAACGAAUGUUGAAAACUCACGCUUGGAAACAUGCGGGUGAAGUUAACUGUUCCUAUCCUAUCUUUGAGGAAGAAAAUGAAACUGCCAGCUUGUCAGAGACGGCAGUAACACAUACACCUUAUAGCAUGGAUACAGUUAUUCUUUCUUUGGAAAACAACGGACUAGAUAUCCAUAGUGAACCUACUCUUCAGCUUCAGAUUUGCAAUUCUGAGCAGCUGUCAUGCAAAUCACCAGUAGGAACAAACGUAAAAGAAGAUGAGAUGAUAAGUCAGUCUGUAGUGCAUUCUCCUACUACAGAGGAGACUGUUUCAGACACAGAACAAGAUAAUUUGAUAACUGAUAGCCUACUUUCAUCAGCACAGAAAAUCAUUAAUUGUAGCCCAAAUAAAGAGGGUCACGUUAACGUAAUAGUCGAGCGUUUGCCAGGUGCUGAAGAAAGUGUCAUACAAAAGCCUUUCUUGAUGAACACUGACAUUGAAACAGAAAAGAAAAUCCUUUCAGAGGAAUCCCAUGUUACCUCUGAAGAACCCAAUGGAGUUUAUCAUUCAGGUGAAAUCCAAGAAGUAAUAAUAGGAUGGAAUAAUACUGAGAAAAAAGAUAAUGAAUUAAGCUCUAUAAAAAAUGUAACAACUGAUGAAAAUGCACCUCCUGUACGAAGAAGAACAAAUUCAGAGUCUUUACGACUACACUCACUAGCUGCAGAAGCUCUUGUUACAAUGCCUAUCAGAGCUGCAGAGCUAACAAAGUCUAGCUUGAGGACUUUGACUGGGGAAGACACUGUGAAUGCAGAUACAGGGCAGGGAGAGGCUGAUGGCACAGGCACAGCUCAUUCUAGAGUGGUAUCUUCGCUUAAGAAUCCGUCAGAGGAGUUUACUGGUUUAAACCAAAGUGAAUGUGCAAUAGUUGAGAUACAGAAAGAAAGGCCAGAGUUAUCAGAAGCACCAAUUAAAAUGGGCAUCAGCAUGUCUCUACUCACUGUCAUUGAGAAACUGAAGGAGAGGACAGAUCAAAAUGCUUCUGAUGAUGACAUUUUGAAAGAAUUACAAGACAACGCACAAUGCCAAAAUGCAAAUGAUGCAAAUGUUCCAGGAAAUAACCUAGUAGAAUACAUACCUAAUGUAGACCGACCCUACCGCUGUCGCCUCUGCCACUACAGCAGUGGUAAUAAAGGCUACAUAAAACAACAUUUGAGAGUCCAUCGUCAGAGGCAACCCUAUCAGUGUCCUAUCUGUGAACACAUUGCUGACAAUAGUAAGGAUUUAGAGAGCCACAUGAUCAACCACUGCAAAACAAGAAUGUAUCAGUGCAAGCAAUGUGAAGAAUCGUUUCAUUAUAAGAGCCAACUGCGAAAUCAUGAGAGAGAACAACACGGUCUUCCAGAUAUCUUUUCAACAUCCACAUCUAACAAACUAAUAGUUUCCAGUGAAGCAGAUGAAAGAGAAGGAAGUAAGUCUUCAGUUCAGAAACUGUAUAGAUGUGAUGUAUGUGACUACACCAGCACAACUUACGUUGGCGUAAGAAAUCACAGACGAAUUCAUAACUCUGAUAAACCGUACAGAUGUCGAGUAUGUGACUUCGCUACCACAAAUAUGAAUAGCUUGAAAUGCCAUAUGAGGCGUCACCCCCAGGAGCAUCAGGCAGUGCAGCUAAUGGAACAGUACAAGUGUUCUCUCUGUGGAUAUGUAUGUAGCCAUCCUCCUUCCCUGAAGUCCCACAUGUGGAAACAUGCAAGUGACCAAAAUUAUAACUACGAACAAGUCAACAAGGCUAUUAAUGAUGCAAUUUCACAAAGCAGCAGGUUUCAAGGACAGCUUCCUGACAAAACCUUAUUGGAAGGCACAGAAGAAAGUACUGUAUCUAUUCUAGGAAGUUCAGACAAUCUGGUGUCUUUUGCAGAGUCUGUUAACCAGAUUAAUAAUGAAAUUUCAGGUUCUGAUGAAAAUGAAAAGCCCAAUUUGAUGAAUACCUCAUGCAGUUUAGAAAAGAACUCCACUCUACCCCAUCUUGGCACAGAGUACUGUGUUCUUCUCUUCUGCUGCUGCAUUUGUGGUUUUGAGUCUACCAACAAAGAAAAUCUGCUGGAUCAUAUGAAAGAACAUGAGGGUGAAAUAAUAAAUAUUAUCCUAAAUAAGGACCACAGCACAAAUCAGAACACAAACUAGGUGAAGCAGUAAGUUGAAGAGAGGGUUGCCUAGGGUGAAUAUUUUCUUUCUUUGCUAAAUUUGCUUGAGAAACUAAAGAGAAGAAUUGCAAACAAAACUUGAUGAUUUCCUAUCCUAAGUCCUUGUUUCAGUAAGAACAUAACAUUAACCAGGGAUCGAUGAAUCAUUUUAGAGAUAAAUACUGGGAGCAGGGAAGAGAACAAUCCACAUUAACGUGAUAUAUCUCUAUAUGGUGCCAAGAUUGCAGGAUUGUUGCUUUUUUUCCUUUCGUUGACAGGUACUAGUCAGUAAUAAUGCAUUCGGACUGUGUUAAAACCCAAAGGUAUGAGAGCUUUAUAUCAACUGAAAAGCUUUGGUGUUUUCCAAAUAUUUAGGCAAAUAACUGUGUUACUCUUUUUUGGAGCUAGCAACAUACCAGAUACAAAUAUACAACAUGAUCUCAUUUAACUCAGCCUGGAUUUGGAAGGUAGAGAGAAGGGAGGUGGGUGAGGACAUGUGUGUGCUUGCACAUACGCCUAGGCAUUUCGUUUUCCCAGUCUACUUUUAAGGCUUUACAAACUCCUAGCUGUGUUUCACAAAGGAGUAGUAUUCUGUCUGUUGAUUUAGAGCACCCGGAGCCAAGUAGCCUAGAAGCAUUUUGCUAGUAACUGUUUCUCCAAUUGGAUCCUAACUAAUAGCUAAUCUUUUUAAUUGAUUGUGUGUAAAAGAUUCUUUAUAAUAAUGACCUGCUGUAUCUUAAGGGCUUUAUUAACACACUCAGCAGAACUAUUCAAAAAACAAAAACUCCAACCAAACAAACAAAAAGCAACGCCAAGCAUCUCAUGUGUCACUUGUAAAUUGCAGUGAUUACUUUGCAGUACAUAUGAGGAGUGUUUUCUAAUGAGAUCAAGGUGUUAACAAUAAUUGCCACAAAGAUUUUUAAACCUAUGGGGAUCCCAAGGAUGUAGAUGAGCAUGAGCUGGGAUUUCGAGAAAUGCCCACAUGCUUUGGAGUUCUUUCAAAAUCUCACUGGCUCUCUAAAUUUCCAAUUUGUGUGGCAGAGUUGUCACUAUAGAAAUAGUUCAUAGAAACAUCAUCUUCCUACAGAAAGUUAUAUUUCAAAAAAAUAAAACACGGCAAAAUCAUCAAAACCAGUCAGUUGUAGAAUAAGUUCUGCUAGUUUCUAAAUAGGAAUUUAUAAAGGCAAUUGAGGAUUACUUUGUUUUCUGAGGAACACAUGGGAGUCCUUCCCUUUAAUUUUCCUGCUAACAACAGUCUGCAGUAGAAGCUGUUCAUCUACGUGUCAGCUGGGAUGUGGCUAAUUACCAGGCAACCUUUUGAGGUUAUGUAUAAAGUUGGCUACCUAAAUUGUUUGGGAUACACAUUUCAAUUGAAUGAAAUAGUAACACUUCUGACUAAGCCCUUUCAUAACAUGAUCUAAACUUUCUUCUUCUGCUUUUAAAGAAUGGCAGUAGCACAGAAGCAUGCCUAGUUCCUGAUUGGAAUGCAGGUACCUGAUUUUUUAUUAGUUUAUUACUUAAAAAUGACUUGCUCUUAGAAAAAUAGCAUUUUAUUUCCCAUUUAUGCAUUUCUGCUAGCAGAAAAUAAGCUACAACAGUAAAUCCAAGACAGUACCGUAUGUAUAUAUGUAUGUAGCAUACAGUCUGCUGUGCACUGCUGACUGAAGGUGGCAAAGAGGAACAGAAAAAAGCAAGUCUGGUUACAACUUUAUGAUAUAGCAUGAAAUCUAAAUGCUAGGGCAGAAGGCAUGAAGAUUCCAGCUACAUUUUGUGGUUUUAUUUGUAAGUGAUUUCCUUACCUUGUUCUUUAGAUUAAAUAUAUAUUAUUUCAUUUAUAAAUUAGGUAUCAGAAAGUAUACAAACGUGAAGCAAGUUCAGUUUCCUGUUAAAAGUUAUUUUUCAUAUUUCUACAAAAGGAUUUUACAUUUGAAAAACAUGAUUUAUUCACAUCAUGUCAAAAUGAAUUAGAGAUGGUUAAACUCUACCAGUCAGUAUGCACAGAAACCAUAAUUUGCCAUGUUCUUAUUUUUGCAUAAAGGGAAAGUUAUGUAAGGUUACUCUGCCAGCGAGAGAUAAAAGGUGAAAAACUUGUAUUCACAAACUAAGAAGUGAGUAGCUUUGAACCGAAGUUAACAGUUUGGUUCUAUGUUCAGGCCACAUAAUGCACCAAGACUCCUUGUAAUGGGAUUGGGAACCAGGAUGUAUAUUUACAAUUGCUCUUUGCAAUCUUGUUGCUUUUUUUCUGCUAAACCAGGGGUUACUACAAUAGCAUCAAGCUAGUUGCCUCUUAAAACCGCUAGCAAUCUACCAAGUGCCAACAAAUUAUUCUUUCCUGGAGGCACAGAAGCAUUUUUAACUGUCUCUGUGCUGCUUGCUGUUAGUUACCCACCCAUAAUUCCCAUGGCCUUUAUCAGAAGUUCUGCAUGUGAAGUAAUUAUAGGCUUAGUUUCUGAAAGCAAAGUAUUUCUCAGGUUAUCUGCUUUAGAAAGCAUAUGGUUGGCUUGGCCGCAUGUUACAUAAGGGUUUUUCAAGCACAUUUCAAAGUCACUAACACUGCAGUCUUCCCCUUUUUUUUUAAGCUUCUAAAAUAUUUUUUGGAUUUUCUGUCACAGCACUAUCAGCUGAUCAGCUUUUCUCUUCCUGUUUGUUUUAAUUAGAGUUUAGUCGGCGAAAUGAACUGUAACUUAUAGCUUUGAUUUUAAAUGCCUGUACUUCUACUAAUGAGAAACCUUCAUUCAUACUAGGCUAUAAUGAUAAAUAGGUGCGUAUUUCAUCUUUCUGAUUUAUGCUUGGCCUGAAGAAAUGGGAUUCAGUCAGAGUUAUUGUAUUUUCCUCCUUCAGAAGCACUUAUUUAAUCAUUUUUUUAAAUGUACAGUUGGUGCUCAAAGUAACGUUUGUUAAGAUAUAUUUAAUAGAAAUUUACAUUUGCAUUUGAUAUUCAUGGACAUGGGUACAUGUAUUUUUUUAAGAAAAGGUAUUGUAACACUAUGGCACUGCUUUUAUAGCCAAAGUAUAAAAAAAAAAUAGAACUGACAUGUAAAGACUGCAGUUAAUGCUGACACUGUAUCUUAUUAAAUAGGAUGACUUCCGUUUUAUGAAAUUAUCCAGCACAUUAAGCUGCAUGCCUUAAGCUCUCUCUAGGAUUGUGUUCCUGAUAGAUGACUGUUUGGAACUACGAAGCAAAGUCUGUAGUACUACUUUAACUACCUUCUGAAAUACUGUACAAUGUUAGAAUAAUUUAUUUUGCUUUACAGGAGUUUGUCACGUAUUGACUUUAAUAUUGUAUUUUGGUAAUAAACUUUUUUGGUUAAACA